AUGUGCACCCCAUGGACAAUAGCAAGGCUAAUCAGAUGGCGAAUAGGGGAUUGGGCAUCAUGUCUCUUUGCUUGCAAGCUCCCUUCAGAUGACGAACCAGAUACAUUCCAUCCAUCCUUACCUCAUGCACCAAGUGAAACCAGGCUCUCCGAAGCAAAACAAGAUGAGACCAGAAUCUAUGUGAUCAAACCGGGAAGGCUGUCAAAACGCAAGUCCAAAAAACAUACAUUAGUCCCUGUUUCAAUCCCUACUGAAGAUUCUGAACAGACAAAUAAUAAGAAAAGUUCGCACUACCCAACCUUCAAAGAGGAAGACUACAUUGUCUUCUGCUUCAAAGAGGACGGUACCUUCGAAGUUGUUAAGGAAGAGAAAUCAGAAUCAGCUCAUCAUGUCAAAUAUAGGACCGAACCAUCCAGGGCUGUCUUCAACCGAAAGCUUGUUUAUGGGGAAGAUACAGAAACAGAUACAGAAACAGAUACAGAUACAGAUAGCAAAUACGACAAUGAAGAUAUGUCAAAUACGGAUGGAAUUGAUUUUGAUUUUACAAAUGAAAAGUCUUAUACUUUCAAUGAUGAUGAAGAGGGUGAAGAUGAAGAGAGCAUUUAUUUUGAUUCUGAGGCCCCACAUCCAGGGAUCAGAACAGAAGCCCAUGAUGCUGAUUCAGGAACAAAUUCACAAAAAUCAAGCUACUCCACCUCUACUCAGUCGCAGAGCAGCAGCAGUACAGGUUCAUUUGCCUUCCCUGUAUUGCGUUGCGAGUGGAAUGGCAGUCCCAUAAAAAUGCCAAAACCAGAAGGCCUGCAUUUGAGAAAGCAAAAACUACUGCGCAUGGGCCUUCAAUGUUGUAAAUUCUGAAAAUCCAGGAAGUUUUGCGCUCGUGUGCUCUUGUCAUGGCUAGGGCUAAAGGCAACUAUAAUUCCAGGAGAAGCUGCAAAGUCAGGAAUCUGACUGUCACUAUUCUUACUAGAUUGUAUUGUUUGAUGGUCUGUAGUCAAUUACUUAUGUAUGGAUGAUGGACCUCUCCUCCCUCAUGCACUACAUGCAGUGGGCAACAAAAGAAAAUAAUAAUAAUAAUUUAAAACAAGAAACAAAUUAUACCU
Molecule: messenger RNA, 1100 nt
Organism: Macadamia integrifolia
Lineage: Eukaryota; Viridiplantae; Streptophyta; Magnoliopsida; Proteales; Proteaceae
Product: protein BREAKING OF ASYMMETRY IN THE STOMATAL LINEAGE
Exons: 5
Coding region: 1-855 (284 amino acids)
Biological process (GO): regulation of asymmetric cell division
Source: RefSeq, a predicted model, not a curated record